Chara braunii is the source of this 905-nucleotide messenger RNA. The record is from the annotation of a GenBank genome assembly. NCBI's taxonomy places the organism in Eukaryota, Viridiplantae, Streptophyta, Charophyceae, Charales, Characeae.
GUAGUACUGACCAAUAGUGAGAGUUUGAAACAGGCCCUGAAAAAUGGUCUUCCACAGGGUUCUGGUCAUGGCAUCCAACUCUUGGAUAAAGACAUAGAUGUCACUGGAUUGCAGCAACAAGGCGAAAGCUCGCUUGCAGACCAACAUGAACAUCUUGAGAAAGGAGGAGAGACAACUUCAAGGAAGGAAGAGAUUCGUGUGGGAAGAAGAGGUAAGAGUGCUUCUGGCGCUGAAGGAAAGCAUCGACCGUGCCAUUGAAGACAUCAAGGCAAAGGCAACAAAGUAUGUGCUGCGUGCAAACGCGCAAGCAAAGGCUUGGGCGGUGAAGUCACGAGAGCUCCUGGCCAAGGGCAUCAACCCUUAUGAGGUCCAAAGACUCAAACACAGAGAGAUGAUGACGAAAAGAAUCGAAAAGAGCAGGAGAGAGUACCUGGUGCAAAAGGAAAUGGAGUUGAAGGAGAAGAUGAAAAAAUUGAGACGGAAACAUGCAGCAGAAGUUGAGGCCCAAAAGGUAUAGUGAGCUCCUUUUCAUUCCUCCAUAUCUGUGUGCAUGGUCCUUGCAACAGCGAGGGGUCAUCCUUUUUUUCUUAAUUACAAAACCAGCACAUGCUGCGAACCGGGCCAGCAUCCCUUAUAAGAUUACAUCACAUUAUUGAGCGGUUGAUGAUAGUUUUGAGGAUACCGAAGCCAUCACCCUUUUUUUUUAUUUUUAUUUUUUUAUUUUUAACUUGUCGAAAUAUAUUCCAAAAUGAGAGUUUGAGGCUGGGGACCUCACAAACAUUUCAGAAGAAGCUAUGAAGAAAACAUGAGACUUCAUGAACCACUCCUCACCUUACUUUUUUUUUUCUUUUUUUUUUAAAGACACAACCCCUUUGUAUUCUGAGUCACCGGCAAGCAUGAAAAGA